Messenger RNA from Procambarus clarkii (red swamp crayfish), 1092 nucleotides. Its product is annotated as DNA-directed RNA polymerase II subunit RPB1-like. The record is from RefSeq and is a predicted model, not a curated record. Lineage: Eukaryota; Metazoa; Arthropoda; Malacostraca; Decapoda; Cambaridae.
AUGGGAGCUAUACACACUCAAGAUCAAGUUCAAGUUCGGUUUAAGCCUAAUGACUUUAGGCCCGUUGACGUCGACUUAUGCACGACACCUGUGACUUCACCCUCCAGGAACGACAAGUCACCUUCCAGGAACGACAAGUCACCCUCCAGGAACGACAAGUCACCUUCCAGGAACGGCAAGUCACCCUCUAGGAACGACAAGUUACCUUCCAGGAACGACAAGUCACCUUCCAGGAACGACAAGUCACCCUCCAGGAACGACAAGUCACCCUCCAGGAACGACAAGUCACCUUCCAGGAACGGCAAGUCACCUUCCAGGAACGACAAGUCACCCUCCAGGAACGACAAGUCACCCUCCAGGAACGACAAGUCACCUUCCAGGAACGACAAGUCACCCCUCCAGGAACGACAAGUCACCUUCCAGGAACGACAAGUCACCUUCCAGGAACGACAAGUCACCCUCCAGGAACGACAAGUCACCUUCCAGGAACGACAAGUCACCCUCCAGGAACGACAAUUCACCUUCCAGGAACGGCAAGUCACCUUCCAGGAACGACAAGUCACCCUCCAGGAACGACAAGCCACCCCUCCAGGAACGACAAGUCACCUUCCAGGAACGACAAGUCACCCUCCAGGAACGACAAUUCACCUUCCAGGAACGGCAAGUCACCUUCCAGGAACGACAAGUCACCCUCCAGGAACGACAAGUCACCCCUCCAGGAACGACAAGUCACCUUCCAGGAACGACAAGUCACCUUUUAGGAACGACAAGUCACCCUCCAGGAACGACAAGUCACCCCUCCAGGAACGACAAGUCACCUUCCAGGAACGACAAGUCACCUUCCAGGAACGACAAGUCACCCCUCCAGGAACGACAAGUCACCUUCCAGGAACGACAAGUCACCUUCCAGGAACGACAAGUCACCUUCCAGGAACGACAAGUCACCCCUCCAGGAACGACAAGUCACCCCUCCAGGAACGACAAUUCACCUUCCAGGAACGACAAGUCACCCUCCAGGAACGACAAUUCACCUUCCAGGAACGACAAGUCACCCUCCAGGAACAUCUACCCAAAAUAACAUUACCGUACUGA